Molecule: messenger RNA, 7716 nt
Organism: Porites lobata
Lineage: Eukaryota; Metazoa; Cnidaria; Anthozoa; Scleractinia; Poritidae
Source: the annotation of a GenBank genome assembly
AUGUUAAGAGUCACCAAACUCCGAGAGGUGACUCGUAAUGACUUAUUUCCUUCAGCUGACAUGAUUGUGUCUAUAAGCCGAGAGUUUGGAGUGCCGCUGACUGCAGAGGAUUUCGGAGGUAGGUGACUUGUAGAUCUCGAGCAGUAGUUUUGCAUUUCUAAUGGCGUUUACAGAAGUCGAUGAGGAGCAAAUAGGGCUGCUGCACUUCUCACGGCUUUUCAGUCACCUUGCAAAAGCAAAAGAAAGGAAGUGAAAAACACGCUUAAGCUUGGCUUUCUUGGAAGUAAUUUUCUUUUUUCACAGUUUCUCAGAGUUGUGAUUUAAGUUAUUAUCAUGGUCAAACAGGGUUUAUUCUAGAGCGCGGCCUUGCGGGAUUUCCGCAAUUUGAAACAAAAUGCCGCAUAAAAUUUUCCUUGCCGCGUUAAAUGAGGCGCCAAAAAAAAGACCCAAGGAUAAGCACUAUUUUUUUUUAAGUAUUAGAAAGCAUCACUGACAACAACACUGAUUUGAUGGCCGCUCUAUAAAUUUACUUUGAACUUCUAUAGCCUCCUACUGUAUCAAUUGUCUUUCUCCUCUUUGUUAGAGUCAUUAUUUCAAAAGACAAACAUCCGCGAUUCUGCAGUAAUUCGAGCCCAGGCUUUUUCAGUUGCCCAGAAUGUUCCAAAAUGGCGGCAAAGAGUCAAUAAACCUUCGUGCCCUUUCUUAAAAAAGGGCCCCCUAAAAUUACAGAAGGGGACCCAUUUGACCCUCAUUGGCCAAUUUCUAUAAUAAACCCUGGUUAAAGACACAUGUAAGCAUGUCUCUACUUAAAGAUUUGUGGUCAUACCUUGAUAACAUCAUGUGUAACUCUUCUAAGGAGCAUGUGUGUUUAUAAAACCUCCACUUGGAAGAAUUAUGUAAUCAUUCAUAGAAGAUGGGCUGCCAAUGAUGACCUCCAGCGCAUAAAACACUUACAAGUCGCUCUCGUUUCUAGUUCUCGUUAUAUUGUUGGAAACAGAAACCGCAAAGUGUAAUGGGAAGGAUAAAAAUAAGAAGCGUCUAACAACCUCCUCAAAAGCAAUCUUUCCUUUCAACGCCUAGCCUAAGGACUGCAGACGUAUUUUCGGUCGUCGCUUCUCUCCCUCCGACGACCGGAAAUACGUUUGCAGUUCGCAGGCUAUUCAACGCCAGGUGCCACGGCCGGUGGCCGACACACGGCGUGUAACACCAAAGAUGGAGGCCUGGGAACGUGUGGGCACGAAAGAUCUCAUUUAAACUGCUCUUGUUCUAAUUUUCCUUGCUAUACGACCUUGUUACUCACUUUAUUAUUUUGCAUCCUGCUUUCCAGAUUUCAUCUCUCUCUGCUUUUCUCCGUCCUUCUUGGGCUGCGAAGAGGUCUUUCAUCUUCAGAGUGACAGAGUUGCGCGGUCAUCACUUAAAGUCUCUGAUUUCUACUUAAAAAUAUUUAGAACUACACUCAACGAACCUGUUAAGGUCUGAAGUGGCUCAUUCUGUACUUUUCCUGUACACUUUUGCAAGUAACCCUCCGUAUAGUUCUUCUGUUUCCCUGUGCUGCAUGAUGCCGAUGUGUGGUGGUGUCUUUUCCUUCUUAAUCUUCCUGAAAUAUUUUUCAGGACAUUUCCAACGGCCUGCGCACCUUGCUAAAAUCUAUUUGUCCUUGCCGUUGUAUCCUUUUCCCACUUCGCUGCUGACACCGACAAAUUAUUUCACUUACUUGAGUUCUCAGUAUUUUGGCGUGAGCUCUCCUUGUGUUGCUGAGAUUUCUUGGUUGGUUUUGCUGUGAGCUCUCGUUGUGUUGCCGUAUUAACCCAUUCGCUCCUGGAGAUUUUGCCGAAAAACGUGUUUUGAAGCUAGUCGAGUGGUUUUCUGGUCACUGUUUUGCUAUAAAGAGCUAAAACUAACCACAAACCGGUUUACAGGCCGUACACUUGGCGGCCUCCUGAUCCAGAUGCAAAACAUCAGCUUGCGAAGUUCGGGCAUGCGCAGAAAGCAAAAUUUCGAGGCAGUCUUGACUUUUACUUUUCGCUUUUUCUCCUCCCUUCUUUUUUCGCUUUUCUUGCCUCAUUUUUUUUUUCUCUUGCUGGGCAUUUAGUAGGCUUCAUUUUGGUGGGAAGAGUAUUUAGGAAAGCUUUUAGGAUCUUAGGAUUAGGUGAAAGGAAAGGUAGGUGGGCAAUGGAACAAGAUUUUCAUGGAGAUUUUCAGGUCAAUGUCACGUGGUUUUUUGCUUCUUUCUCCGGUGUCCUUGACUGAAUUGUGCUUAUUCUGGUAUGGUUUGAAAGAUCUCUUCACUCUACACAAGUUAGCGAAGAAAGUUGUCCUUGACCGUUAAAACUGAUGACGUCACAAAGGGGAGGACCUGGAUCCGCACGGGCGGUUCAGGGGCGAAUGGGUUAAAGUUCAGAGUGUUUUGCUUUGAGUUAUUUUUGUGUUUUCGUGAUUUUUCGGUGUUUUUUCGUGAUUACUAGUUGCGUUUCCGUGAGUUCUCAAUAUUUUGCCGCGAGCUCUCGUUGUGUCGCUGUGAUUUCUUGGUUGGUUUUGCUGUGAGCUCUUAUAGUGUUUCCCUUUGAGUUGACUUUUUGUUUUCGUGAGUUUUCGGUGUUUUUCGUGAUUACUCGUUGCGUUUCCGUGAUUUCUCGGUAUAUUGCCGUGAGCUCUCGUUCUAUCUCGCUCUGUUCAUGAUUUUCCGUGAAUUGUGGUUGUGCUAUAUACAGUAUAUUUAAAUGUGCUUGUAUAAGCCACCGUACCAUACCAUUUCAAAACUGUUUAAACAGUAUAAUAGAGCUUUGACAAAUAUCGCUCUUUUUUGCCGUCUAGAACUAGAGUCCAGUAAUGGAUCCGAAAUGGAAGAGGCUGGUACAGGCAACGGGCUAGAGGACCCUAGACCCAAGACAACUCGGUCGUGGACACCCUUGUCCCUUUACAACACUGAUUAUGUUGCACUUCUUAAGGAAAGAGAGGGUCAACUGGUUAAACAUGACUUCGUCAAAGAGAAUAUUGUAAGUAAAACAAAUAUUUAAUAUUGCUGAUGAAAAAGAUUUUUAUUGGUACGUUUGUUGAUUUACCAGGCGUAGUUGACGAGCUGGGACUGGGGAGAGAGAAGGCGGAUGGUGGUGUAUCUGAACAAGGAAUAGACCUUAUUCACGAUACGCGCCAUCUUUGCACGCGCUUUAGAAUUGAUGGGAUAAAAGCAAUGUCACGUGGUAUGUCAGGUGGCAAACAAAAGAUAAAAUUUGCAAAUGCGAGAAAUCGCGAUCGACUUUGAUUAUUCUCUUAAAACGAAACGACGAUUAAAUAGGCAUGCACAAUGUACGGUUUGCGCUUCGACAAAAUUGACGUCGUUAUUGCUUGCUGUAAGGACAUCUACAGUCGCUACUGCAUCCAAACAAGUAAAACUGAUCACUCUCGACCAUAAUUUGCCAUUAUCGUCUUUAAUAUAAAAAGUUGUUCAUUUUCUGUUUUCAAGAAUAAACAAACUCGUCCGCUAUUUCUAGUAUUGGAAAAAUUUAUCACAUGUUUGCCCCCGGAGAAACCACGUGACAUCGCUUUUAUCCCAUCAGUCCUCAAGCGCGUGCCUCCUUCCCCAGAUACCGCGCGUCUUAUUUUCGCUAAGCUUGUUUUCGCGUGGUCUUUACUAUCUGAGCGCCUGGUACAUUCUACAAUAUUUGAACUUGCGUUUGAUUCUGUUAAGUCUGGUAUUGCGGAUUUAAUGAGCUAUCUUGUCAAAUUCGUUUUACUUUAGAUGAGGACUCGUACAACAGAACCUAAAAGAAGACCGCACACUAUUGCUGUAGACAUGACUGAUCUCCAUCAAUACAUUGCGCAUAACUACAGCAUACAGACCCUGAACUCUACUGAACUGGCCAAAGAAAAGCUAAGAGAAGUCCUAGCCAGGGUAUGUAAUUAAUUGACACCCGUUGUGCGCUACCCUUCCAUCACCAUAUGUUGCUUGGUUAUCUGUUCUUGGCGCCGGUUGAUUGUUCCCGCGUUUUUCUCCUGUCUUCCGAUCAUUACCACCUUUUUCUUGAUUACCUUUGUCGUCAUCCAUAUGUCUGUACUUAAAUAAGUCAUGGGCAACGACCAAUCACAGCGCGCGUAAUAUUCACCACAUUGUAUAGAAACUUGUGCCCGCACUCGAAAAACCAGUUUUACGAGAGAAAACAAGUUUGACUAGCUCAGGAGUUCGGGCUGUGGCCACUUCGGCUCGUAAGGUGUAAACUUAACAUCGUCGCUUGAAUAAGCUAAUUUUACUUAUUCCUUCGUAGGAGAAAGAUAGACGUUUUACCUACUGCCCUUUAUACAACUCUGCUACAGUUCUCCCCGUUCACCCACAGACUGUAAAGAAACGAGAACUUACAGAUUCCAAAGCACUCUGGAGAACUAAUAAAGGAUUUAUAUUCCCUGGAAAAAAGACCUCGAUGGUCUCAAACGUACACCCUAAGAAACCUGACUCAGCUCGGGGGGACGAACUUAAUAAGGUACGAGAAUUGUCCGCUACCUGGACCACAAUUUACCCAGCAGGCCUAAUGGUAGUAAUAGUGAGUUUACACAACAGGACGGCAAAACGCUUGUGUGUGACAAACGUGACAUGGUUAUUACUUGCGCGUUUCGUUAUGAUCUUUACUUCCCAUUAAUGCUUUCUGGUCUUUUACAAUAGGAUCUGUUAAAAAGAGGGUGAAGUUUGGCGGAAAGUUUUUUAAAAUAAAAUUAUUGUCACGCUUGUCACACAAGGUUUGUCGUCUUCUUCCUCUCCCGUUCUGUUUCGUAAGUUCACUAAUAUAUCUCAAGAGUUCCAAUAAACUCGAAGAUUUUGGGGAGUCCUUGCCUUUUUACACUUUCUUUUGAUGUGGAAUAAGUUAUGAGUGUUAACAAAUUAAUAUGCUGGCACUGUCUCGCCUUUACAAAAGAAAAAGCUAACUUAAAACUACAGCAACGUUUUGAUGAAUGCAUUAUCAGGUUAAGAAGCCCGCAUUUGGUGAGCGGUGAAGCGCUUAUUUCAAACCUUGAUGUACACUGGCAUUUAUGGCCUGGUGGUGGGAUGAAAGGAGGGGACCUCAAUGGUAGUCUUUAUACUAGAGCCUAAAUAAGCUAAGAAAUAUUUCAAGAGAAGUAAAUUGUAAAUUCUUCAAGUAAAAGAACAGGGGCACCCAACGUCAAUUUUCGGAAAAUAUCUGUUCGGAAGACGAUUUGAGAUCUAGAAUUUUCGGAACAUUUGUUGUAAAAUUUCUUGCUUGCCUGCCUCUCCUAGGAUUUUCGAACUUCUAAAACAUGGUAUAAUUGCCCAUUUUAACGGAUUUUUACCCCUAAAAAGGUCACCUAAAAUUUUCGGGAGGCUUUUUUUUCUUGCUGAAAUUUUCGAAAAGGUAAGUUUUGAUCCCUAUAAUUUUCGGAUCACUAGACUUUCAGCUAGGAAAUCCGAACAGAUGAAAAAUUUUAGGGGAUAAAAAUAUGCCUAUAUCUACCGUUUAAAUACUAAAAUACGUUUAAUAACGCUAUGCUUAAGUUGUUUGAACUAUAUUCUCGUUGAGUGCCCCUGAAAGAAAGCUUCAACACUCAAGCUAUCUAUUUUACAUCAGGUUUACUUAAGCCUAGUUUCCCACACAAAAUAAUUAAGAUUGAUUGACAUGCUUCGCCUUUCUCAAAGCUUAGAAACGCAAGUUCGCUAAGUCGGUUUUAAGGAUGGUUUUCAAGUCACUUGAAACUUUCUUGAAUCGUUUCAACUUUCCGACUUUAAUGGGAUGCAAAGUAAGGUUACUUGUCGGAAUGAGAUUUUAGUUAGGCCUUCACACGUAUUUUUUGGUUAAGUAAAACUUAGCAACUCUUAAGUCUUACUUAACAGCCUAGUGUAAAGACAACCAAUGAUAGUAUUACAAGUUAAAAUUUAAAUUUAAAUUUCGAGAACGGUUUAACGGAUGAUAGGAUUAACAUGUCUUUUCCUCUCUUUUCUUCUCAGCCAUGGAAAGAAAAUAUUUUGCACGCCAACAUUUUGAAGCCUACAGUAGACAGGUAAGUACACGAGUUAUGUAGUUAAAGCUUCUUUCACUGCUAGGAGUGCAAUCUUUGCUCCUCUGAUUUGCUGUGAGAAAUUUGUACUCGAUGUUGACCGCCCAGAUUUUUGGACACUUUAGCCCCAGUCACCGACAUACCAACAGCCUUCUUUGGGACUUCACUUUCCGGGACCAUCAUGUAGCACGAUUCCCGAUUGCAAAAUAUUAAGCGUUUUUACUGGUACCCCCCCCCCCCCCCUUAAAAAAGCGUAACUCCCACAAAUCUAGUUACAACAUGGCGACCCUUGACGUCAUGAGAAAAUAUCCCAUCUGGUUAUCUUAUUUCCUAAUUUGAGCUUGCACGUGGUUUGCAUGUAGCUUGCAGUCGUUUUGUAUUUUUCUUGCAUGUGGCAUGCAUGCUUUUGGCGGGACUUGAUGGAGAUGUCAAAGGUUAAACGUCUUUGAAGGCAAAAGUCUGAGACUUUAUUUUCUUCACCCUGCAGGGAAAACUUUCCAUGGGAGUAUCGUGACAGUGAUCUGAAUUUACUCUCUGUUCCACCUCCCUUCUUCGACAAGAACCCAGUGCUCUCUGUUCACGCGGCAGGCGACACAAAAGAGCAGGAACAGAGUGACGCAGCAUUGGCAUUUACGCGUCAGUGGCGGGAAAAAAUUGUGGUAGACGACAUUGUCUUUCGCACGCAUCGUUGUUUACCAGAAACUGAACUCGAGGACCGCGGUCCUAGGGCCUCUAACCAGCUUUCAAAGCUGGAAGGACUUCUUAAAAACUCUCCGAAAAAGUUAUCGCUGUCGCGAGCAGGACUUACGCUAGAGGAAAUUCCCUCACUUGGAGUCGUUGCAAACCCCAACGUUGAUACGCCAGCAAGAAAAACUGGGAGGUUAGAGCCGAUAAGGAGGAAAUGCACUGAAGAAGAGAAGCGAGGAUUUUACCCGGGACCUUUUGAAAAGGAGGGCUGGUUACUGGAGAGGAAUAAGGUGCCUAUAGCGGAUCAGGAACAUGAGAAGUUUAAGAGCCUAAAGGGCCAUGAUUUUAGGUAUGUUGGUCGAAGCUGUCAAUAACUAGUGACUAGUAUGCAAAAAGGAGUGGGGGUGGGGGAGGGGGGGGGGAGGACUAAACCAAGCCCCGGUUGUUCAAGGGAUGGAUAGCAAAAUGGAAAGGAUAAAUCGCUAUGCUGUGGAUAAGUAACUCUCGCCUUGCGAACACCCCGCUAUAACAGACACCCCGAUAACACGGACAGCAGAUAAAUCCCAGGGAAGAAUAUGUUAGAGAUGUUUGACCGAGAUAAACCCCCUCUAUUACUGACUCUUGCUAAUGAGGACACUAACUCAAGGUGUUUACAGUGUCCUCUAUAAAGGGAGUUGACUAUAUUUGAUUAUUAUUUGAGUGUUGUGCCUGUAAACUGUCUGGUAAUGUAAGAGCACAUCCACAAUAAACAAACCUUUUCCUGACUGUCUGCCAGGCCGGGACAAGCGAAGUUGCCGUUAGUAAAAAUUCGACCGUAUUCUAUCCUGUCUUGUCACCGGAACAAAUGAUACUUAGCAAAGAACUCAAGCUAAGCUUCACAAUAUUCUUGAGAAUAACUUUGGUUAUCAAUUGUUCUCCAACAGGUUGUACUAUAAAGACAAAGACAUUGUUUGCCGUCGACCUAUUGAACCGUUAACAGAGGAAGAGAGGAACAAUCAUCUUUUUCCUGUGGUGGACAUUUGCAGCUAA